Messenger RNA from Scleropages formosus (Asian bonytongue), 3209 nucleotides. Its product is annotated as cell division cycle protein 27 homolog. The coding region runs from base 434 to 2932 and encodes 832 amino acids. The record is from RefSeq and is a predicted model, not a curated record. Gene Ontology annotation, molecular function: protein binding. Lineage: Eukaryota; Metazoa; Chordata; Actinopteri; Osteoglossiformes; Osteoglossidae. The transcript has 19 exons. Gene Ontology annotation, biological process: cell division; anaphase-promoting complex-dependent catabolic process; metaphase/anaphase transition of mitotic cell cycle. Gene Ontology annotation, cellular component: anaphase-promoting complex; cytoplasm.
AUCAUAGUAUCCAUUGGAAGUCGCUUUGAAGAAAAAAAGCGUCUGAUAAAUAAAUGUGAAAGUGGGCUGAUGAUGUGAUGCGGGGCCGCUUCACUUUUCUCCGGACUCUGUCCGUAACUGUCUUCACUCGGACGGACGCGGAGUGAUUUGAAAAUAUAUAAUAAUAUUGUGGACUCGUCCCACUGACUCGGGCUCAUAUAUCAGGCGCUUCCCAGCGAUAUAAAGGAUUUGCACGCGACAAUGUGGAUUCCCGGCGCGCGCAUCUCGCGCUCACCUUCCGCCGAUUCCGCGCCGAUUCUCCGCGCGUGCCGGAAGCGCUCGGCUGCGUCGCUAACGGUCGCCGCGUUCAAACGGUCGAGGCGCCUUGAGGCUGGAGUCGAGGCCUUGCUGCAAGUGGAGAGGAGCCGGCGGGAAGGAGCGCUUCGGCCACGGGAUGACGGUGCUGCAGGAACCCGUUCAGGCUGCAGUUUGGCACGCGCUUAACCACUAUGCCUAUCGGGAUGCUGCAUUUUUGGCAGAGAGACUCUAUGCUGAAGUGCGUUCGGAAGAAGCACUCUUCUUGCUAGCGACAUGCUACUAUCGCUCGGGAAAGGCGUACAAAGCAUAUCGUCUUCUCAAAGGGCACAGCUGCACAACACCACAAUGCAAAUAUCUCCUUGCCAAGUGCUGUGUUGACCUAAGCAAGCUUGCAGAAGGAGAGCAGGUCUUAACAGGAGGGGUCCUGAACAAACAGAAGAGCCAGGACGACAUUGUCGCUGAGUUCGGGGACCUGGCAUGCUACACACUGGCUUUGCUGGGACAGGUCUAUUGUAAAACGGACCGGUUAGCAAAAGGUUCAGAAUGUUACCAAAAGAGCCUGAGUCUGAAUCCGUUCCUCUGGUCUCCAUUUGAGUCUCUGUGUCAGAUUGGUGAGAAGCCUGACCCCGAUCAGAUGUUCAAGCUGACGGCCCUCCAGAACUUGAGCAGCUGCAUUGCGCAGCCCCCCCAGCAUUGCGGUGGGCCGGUCCACACCCCCAGCCACAAUGUGUGCCACAGACAGGUGGACACUGUCCUGAUGGAGACCCCACAGGACACGCUAGAGUUAAAUAGACUCAACCUAGAAUCUUCAAAGUACGUGUCCCUUAGUGUAGACUCCCCAGUGUCCUACAUCGACCCCUCAGUAAUAUCGCCAGACACUGUGCCGCUCGGGACUGGGACUUCCCUGCUGUCCAAGCAAGUGCAGAACAAACCGAAAACGGGACGUAGUUUACUGGGGGGACCGGCUGCCCUCAGUCCCCUCACUCCCAGUUUUGGAAUCUUGCCACUGGAGCCAAGUCCAGGAGAUACAACAUAUCUGCAGAACUUCACCAACACUGGUUCUGUGAUGGAGCCGCCUCCACCCGGGGUUCCACCAAAGAAGGCUGUGGCGAGAAUUAGCCAAACUGGGACAAAGUGUGUGUUCGCGCAGAGUGGGAACAGCAGAGACGUCAUACCAGUGCCUCUGAACCAGACGCAAAGCACUACUCCACAAUCCAGCACAACACCUCAAGUGCUCAGUCCAACCAUUGCUGCACCAGCCAAUGUGCAGCCAAGGAGGAGCUCCAGACUGUUCACUAGUGCCAGUUCUACUGCCAAGGAGAACAGCAAAAAGCUGAAAAUGAAGUUCCCCACAAAAAUACCGAACCGCAAAACAAAGUCAAAAAUGAGCAAAGGAGGCAUAACUCCGUCUAACAUGAAUGACAGCAUAGAGCUCCUGAAGUUGGACUCGUCUGUCUUGCCUGAAGGGAAAGGCACCGUGGUGACACCUCAGCUGCAGGCCUUGACUCUCCAGAAAGCUGCUGCAGACGGACUGAUGAGUCUGAUGCGGGACAUGGGGAAAGGCUACCUUGCGCUUUGUUCCUACAACUGUAAAGAGGCAAUUGGUAUCCUGAGCCAGCUGCCCUCUCACCAUUACAACACAGGAUGGGUGCUGAGCCAGAUAGGAAGAGCACACUUUGAACUAGCUGAGUACAUGCAGGCAGAACGAAUAUUCUCUGAAGUUCGACACAUUGAAAGCUACCAAGUGGAGGGCAUGGAGAUCUACUCCACUACCCUCUGGCACCUUCAGAAAGAUGUGGCCUUAUCUGCCCUGUCCAAAGAACUCACAGACAUGGACAGAAACUCCCCAGAGGCCUGGUGUGUUGCUGGCAACUGCUUUAGCCUUCAGCGGGAACAUGACAUCUCCAUCAAGUUCUUCCAGAGGGCGGUCCAGGUGGACCCGAGCUUUGCCUAUGCGUACACCCUGCUGGGCCACGAGUUUGUGCUGACAGAGGAGCUCGAGAAAGCCCUUGCUUGCUUUCGCAACGCGAUCCGCAUCAACACUCGUCACUACAACGCAUGGUACGGAUUGGGAAUGAUCUAUUACAAACAGGAGAAAUUCAACCUGGCUGAAAUCCACUUCAAAAAAGCUCUCCGCAUCAACCCACAGAGCUCUGUGCUCCUGUGUCACAUUGGCGUGGUGCAGCAUGCGCUGAAGAAGUCUGAGCACGCUCUAGAAACACUGAGUAAAGCCAUUGACAUCGACCCCAAGAACCCACUAUGCAAGUUCCACAGGGCCUCUAUUCUGUUUGCGAACGAGAAGUACAAGGCAGCUCUACAAGAACUUGAAGAACUGAAGCAAAUUGUUCCCAAAGAAUCUCUCGUUUACUUUUUAAUAGGAAAGGUCUACAAGAAACUGGGCCAAACGCACUUGGCCCUUAUGAAUUUCUCCUGGGCGAUGGACCUGGACCCCAAAGGGGCGAACAAUCAAAUCAAAGAGGCCAUAGACAAGCGGUACCUCCCUGACGACGACGAACCCAUCACUCCUGACAACUAUCCAUUUGACUCAGUGGAGGCAGAGGAGUCGCAGGAGAGCAGCAUGGCAGAUGUUGACGAGGCCCAGCUACACGCUGCUGAGAGCGACGAGGUAUUUUAGCACCUGGUGUGAUACUGGGUGUGGAGCACAUGACUACAUCCCCCAGCCUGACAGCAGAGAGGUGGGAACUGCUGCUAACUCAGUACCUCCUAAACUUUUUUUUUUUUUUUUGACUAUCUGCCAUUUUUAAAAAGACUUUGCUCCUUUUGCUGUGGUGAUCACAUGGCCCCCAAGAUGUCGCCCAAAUUUGUCUGCUAGGGCACCACGUGCCACUAGAGAACUCGGGCAGCUGGCACCCUUGUGUUGGAACUCUGCAGUCAUUCAGUAAAAUCCAUUU